UUCGUGGGGGUCAAAUCCAUCCAUCAAUGAUCGAUGUCUAUCUAUCCAGUGUCUACAGCCACUGGCUUUUUCUUCUAAAUUCUGCAACCCUUCCAUUAUAGAUAACGCCGGCAGAAUACUACUCCUUCUCCAUCCGUCCUCUCCCCCGACUACCCCCGGAAAUGGAUCCCAGAAUAUGGAGCGGGCUGCCGGCGGACCUCCUUGAACACGUUCUCUCAUUUCUGCCAUUAAACACCUUCCUAAACCUCAGAUCAACCUGCAAACACUUCAAAUCUCUCAUCUAUUCUCCUGCUUUCAUCUCCAAACAUUCUUCUUCUUCUUCUUCUUCUUCUUCUUCUUCUUCUUCAAAUCCCUCUUCUUUUCUGCUGCUUUCGCACCCACAGAUUCUCGAAAGCUACUCCCUCUACGACACUAUCCUCAACACCUGGCGCAACCUAUCCCUCCCCCUCCCUCCCUCGCUAUUCUGCGCACCCUCUUCUUCCUUGCUCUCCAUCUCCUCCGGCCUCAUCUGUUUCUCCCUCCCAAACGCCUCCUCUUUCCUCGUCUGCAACCUCUUGGCCGGAACUUCCAGAACUGUGAAUUUCCCAAAAUACCCAUUUCCCUUCUCCUUCGAUUCUCUCACUCUGGUUUCCACAUCCACCGGUUUCAAGCUCUUCGUGCUCCGUUGUUCUUCCGGGUCGUCAACCAACGCUUUUGUCUACGACUCAGGGCUCGAUCUCUGGGUUCACCUCAACCAAAUCGACUCAGUCUUGGGCGAUAACCAUAACUACCAUCGACAGGCCGUCGUUAACUGUAAUGGCUUCUUGUACUUCACAACCCAGGAGCCGCUUUCAAUCGUUGGGUUCUGUUUGGAAACCGGGAAAUGGGAGAGAUUGGUUGUGAAUUUAGGGGCUGAAGAUCAGCUUAGUUUUGUGAGAUUGGUGAGUGAUGGGAGUCGGAAGCUGUUCUUGAUUGGGGGAAUUGGACAGUACGGAAUUUCGAGGAGAGUGAAUAUAUGGGAAAGGGAGAGAGAGGGAGAGGAUUGGGUUGAGAUUGGGAGUGUGCCGGAGACAAUGUGCAGGAAAUUUAUGUCGGUUUGCUAUCACAAUUACGAGCAUGUUAAUGGGUUUUGGCACCAGGGUUUGAUCUGUAUAUGCUGCUACACUUGGCCGGAGAUCUUGUACUUCGAGGUUUCGAGGAGGAGCUGGCAUUGGCUGCCUAGAUCGCCGUCGUUGCCGGAGAAAUGGAGCUGUGGCUUCCGGUGGUUCUCCCUUGUUCCUGAGCUACAUGCUUUUGUUUGACACCUCCUGUUUAUGCGUUCAAUCUUUGUUCGUUUUAUUCAUGUGAAAGUGGAUGAUCGAUGUUAUCUUUACAUACAUACAUACAUACAUAGAAUGAGCUUCGUCUUUCAAUCCAAUUAUUAUACCUUUUUCA
Molecule: messenger RNA, 1413 nt
Organism: Diospyros lotus (date-plum)
Lineage: Eukaryota; Viridiplantae; Streptophyta; Magnoliopsida; Ericales; Ebenaceae
Product: F-box/kelch-repeat protein At5g43190-like
Exons: 1
Coding region: 162-1280 (372 amino acids)
Molecular function (GO): protein binding
Source: RefSeq, a predicted model, not a curated record